Thrips palmi is the source of this 2352-nucleotide messenger RNA. It is a transcript of the gene Sec10, whose product is annotated as exocyst complex component 5. The transcript is spliced from 16 exons. Gene Ontology annotation, cellular component: cytoplasm; exocyst. Gene Ontology annotation, biological process: Golgi to plasma membrane transport; exocytosis. Bases 128 to 2272 code for a protein of 714 amino acids. The record is from RefSeq and is a predicted model, not a curated record. NCBI's taxonomy places the organism in Eukaryota, Metazoa, Arthropoda, Insecta, Thysanoptera, Thripidae.
CAAUAUUGACAAUAUUCUCAUAGUGGGGACCAGUUGUAUGUGUGUGUGUGAGAUUGGUGGGUGUGUGGGUGUGACGUCCCUGUCAUUUGUGUCAGUUGUCAAGCUCAGUUUCAACUAAUUUGUAACAAUGAUUUACAUGAAGGAAUUGGAACAGGAGCCAUUUGAUCCGGAAGCCUUUGUCGAAAAAUUGGCAAAAAGGACCAUGCAAGUUUCAUUCAAAGAUAGUGAUAAAGAUCAAUUGGAUCCAAUCGCACUUCAGGAAACAUUUCUUCAGGCUAUAAAAGAUUUACAAAUGCUCCAAGAGCGACAGUACCGAAAAUGUGCUCGACUAGAGCAGCAAUGCCAAGAAGAAGAGCAUGGGCAUUGGCAAGAAGUUGCUCAGCUCCAAGACAAGAACAAGGCUGCUGUAGGGAUGUUCCAAGAAUUGGACGAAAGGAUCAAUUAUGUAGCCACUAAGGUUAUUCAUCUUGGAGAUCAGUUGGAGAGUGUGAACACGCCCCGUUCUAGAGCUGUUGAAGCGCAGAGGCUUAUGUCACAUUUUGCUGAAUUCUUGUCUUCUGGGCCGAUCACAUUGGAUGUAUUAUUAAAUAAAUCACAGAUUGAUGAGGCAGCUGACAUCAUUCAGAAACUUCAUCUUAUUGCACAAGAACUACCCUCAGAUAAGUUUGAAGGAGCAAAGAAGAAAAUAGCAUCAAAGUAUGACGAAAUAGAGAAACUGCUCAUUGAAGCUUUUGUGACUGCUCAUAUGCAAGAGGAUACUGCUCGAAUGAAAGAAAUUGCUGCCAUUCUGUCACACUUUAAGGGCUAUACACAAUGUAUUGAUGCAUUCAUUGAACAAAGUCAAAUGAGCACUCUUGAAGGAAAAAAUGUUUUUAGGGAUGUUAUUCCUCUAUGUAGAAAAAACUAUGAAAUCAUGAAAGAAGUUUUCCUUAACCCAGAGCAAGUCAUGGCAAAAUUCAUACUGAACAUUUAUCAUGGCAAACUUCAGACGCACAUUGUUACUAUACUAUCAGACAAAAAAGAUACUAACUUAUAUCUCGAGAAUCUAUAUGAUUUAUAUUCCAGAACUGUUCAGCUCUCUAAUGAUUUAAUGAUGUUUGACAUGGGUAAUGAUGAAAUGUUUCUAUCAAAGCUGACUCAGAACAUUUUCCAGAAAUAUUUGGAGAACUACAUUGGAAUGGAGCUAAGAAAUUUAAAGGAGUGUAGUGUUGCAUCAAUCCAAAAAUUUUAUGACAGCAAGAGCCAUCACAAGCGGCAAAUUCAAACUGGAGGAUUUCAGGAUUUACGCCGAGACUUACAGGCUGUCAUUGGAACACGGACCAACAUAAAUAUUGCUCAGAUAGAUGACUAUGGAGGAGAAACAUUUUUAUCAAUGGAGGUGGCAAAAUUAUUGCUUCAAACAGGAAAGCAGGCCUUCAAACGUUGCACUGUUCUUUCAAAGCAAACUGAUCAGGCAGCACAUGCACAACUCAUAUUUGAUGUUCUUCUCAAUCAACUUUUGGCUGAAUACGUUGAUUAUGCUUUAGAGUUGGGUCUGCAAGCAGUGCCAAUACCAGAGACUAAAGUCCAGCCCCAAUUGUACUUUCUGCAAGUGGCGAGUCAGACCAAUGAAAUUGUUCAUUAUCUUGACAUGGAAACAUUACACAGCUUACUGCCGAUUAUAGUAUCUACUCCAAAACAUACUGAAUGUUUGAACAAAAAGCGACAAAUGUUAGAGCAGAUUGAAACCAAAUUAGAUACAGGACUAGACAGAAUAUUAAGUGCAAUUGUUGGAUGGGUCAAAAUUUAUCUCCAAACAGAACAGAAAAAAUCAGAUUUUAAACCAGAAGCUGAUCUUGAUACAAUGGCUUCACCGGCAUGUUUGGCUGUUGUCCAAUAUAUAAGCAAUACCAUAAAGCGAAUUAAAUCAUGCUUGGAUGGAAAAAAUGCUGAAAGUGUUCUAUUGGAAUUGGGUAUACGUCUUCACAGAGUUAUUUAUGAACACCUGCAACAGUUCCAAUUUAAUUCUGUUGGUGCCAUGAUUGCUAUCAUGGAUGUUAAUGAAUAUCGAAAGUGUGUUAAAGAUCUAAACAUCCCAUUGGUUAAUACCUUGUUUGACACAUUGCAUGCUUUGUGCAAUCUGUUAUUAGUCAAGCCAGAAAACCUGAAGCAAGUGUGUUCUGGUGAAACUUUGGCUGGUCUAGACAACUCCAUUUUGGUGAACUUCAUCCAGCUUCGCACAGAUUACAAGACACAGAAAUUGGCAGCAUCACUCAAAGGACUGACAACAUAAGCUGUAUUCUGUUGAGUUUGAGAAAUUACUUUGUUAUUCUGUUAGAAAUUUGAGCAAUAAAAUAAAUGGCUGUUACUGUA